AUGGCGUCCUUCGAAGAUUACGACGAGUUUGGAAACUACAUAGGCGCAGACCUCGACUCGGAUGAUGAAGACGAGGAGCUGCAACAGAACCAGUUCGCGCCUCAACAAGAUGUCCGGCCUCUUGAGGGCUUCGACGAGGAGCCCGAGCAAAACGAUGAAAUGGCACUCAUGGAGGUUGACGAGCCCGUUCAUAAUGCUGUGGUUUUGCAUGAAGACAAGAAGUAUUAUCCCUCCGCGUCCGAGGUUUACGGGGAAGACGUCGAGACCCUCGUCCAAGAGGAGGACGCGCAACCGCUGUCCGAGCCCAUCGUCGCCCCCAUCAAAGUGCGCAGAUGGACGGUGGAGGAGAAGGACAUGCCGGAAACGCGGUUCGACAAGGGGUUUUUGCUGAACAUGAUGGCGUUCCCCGAGUUCAUCCGCAACGUUGCUGUCGUCGGUCACUUGCACCACGGAAAAACGGCGCUGAUGGAUAUGCUUGCUUUCGAGACGCACAAGUUGACGUGGGAUUCAGAUAACCAGACACGGUACACCGACACCCACGUUCUCUCGCGCGAGCGCGGGAUUUCCAUCAAGUCCAGUCCCAUGUCUCUCAUCCUCCAGAAUAGCGCGGGCAAAUCCCACCUGGUUCAUCUCAUCGACACUCCCGGACAUGUCAACUUCGUGGACGAAGUAGCCAGUGCCAUUCGCUUGGUCGACGGUGUCGUCCUUGUCGUCGACGUAGUCGAAGGGGUGAUGUGCAACACGGAAGCCGUCAUCCGGCAUGCACUCCAAGAAAGUGUCAAAAUCACUCUUGUCGUGAACAAGAUCGAUCGACUAAUCCUUGAGCUGCGCAUCAAGCCUGCCGACGCGUACUACAAAAUCCGGCACACCAUUGAGGAGAUCAACAGCUUCAUCCACGGCAUUGACCCGGACCCAGAGCUGCGCCUCAGCCCCGAGAAGGGAAACGUUGCGUUUGCGAGCACGGACAUGCACUGGUGUUUCACCCUGCGGUCGUUUGCGCAGAUGUACGCGGACAGUUACGGCGACCUCGACGUGGGGGGCUUCGCCGACCGUCUUUGGGGCGACAUCUGGACGGAUGGUCACAAGUUCACUCGCAAGCAACCUGAUACAGAAGCGAAUCGCAGUUUCGUGCAUUUCAUCCUUGAGCCGUUGUACAAGCUCUACAGCCAGGUGCUCAGCGAGGAGACGGACCCACUUAAGGAGACCUUGGCCGGCCUUGGUAUUGAGCUGAAGCCUGUCAUGUACAAGAUGGACGUGCGGCCACUGUUGAAGGUCGUCUUGGACCAAUUUUUCGGCCCUUCCGUGGGUUUGGUCGACAUUAUCUCAGAACAUAUUCCAUCACCUGCAGAGGCUACCCGGUCAAAGGUCGAAAACACCUAUCUUGGCCCUUUGUCAUCUGAGCUUGUCCACACAAUGCAGGAGUGCAACCCUGAAGGUCCAGUUAUGGUGCAAGUUGCGAAGCUAUACCAUACAACCGAUGCACAGUCUUUCCGUGCGUAUGGGCGUGUAAUCAGCGGCACCGUCCGCAAGGGCAUGGACGUCAAGGUCCUCGGCGAGGGAUACUCUCCAGAAGACGAAGAAGAUAUGGCGAAAGCGACAGUUGAUGAUCUUUGGAUCGCAGAAGCGCGGUAUUUCAUUCCUGCCGAAGAGGUACCUGCAGGAAACCUCGUCCUCCUUGGUGGUGUCGACGCGUCGAUAUCUAAGACGGCCACUAUCGUGUCAAUGAAUAUCGAAGACGACCUGCACAUCUUCAGACCAAUCAAGCACAUGACACAGUCGGUUCUCAAGAUCGCUAUCGAGCCCAUAGCGCCGUCAGAGUUGCCGAAGAUGCUGUCUGGUCUUCGAAGCAUCAACAAGUCUUACCCUCUCGUUGCGACCAAGGUCGAAGAGAGUGGUGAGCAUGUUCUCAUCGGCACAGGCGAGCUGUACCUCGACUGUGUUAUGCACGACCUGAGGAAACUCUUCUCGGAGAUCGAGAUCAAGGUGUCGGACCCGAUCACCAAAUUCUGCGAGACUGUUCUCGAGAUGAGUGCGCUGAAAUGCUACGCCGACACGCCGAACAAGAAGAACCGCCUCACGAUGAUCGCUGAGCCUCUCGAGCGCGGUAUCGCGGAGGACAUCGAGACCGGGCGGGUGAACAUGCGCAUGACACCGAAGGAGCGCGGCAAGUUCUUCGAGGAUAAAUACCAGUGGGACCUUCUCGCGUCGCGGUCAAUAUGGGCGUUCGGGCCUGACGACAGUGGACCUAACAUCCUCCUGGACGACAUUCUGCCUUCACAGAUCGACAAAAAGCUCCUGACCACUGUGAAGGACCAUAUCAAGCAGGGCUUCCAGUGGGGUACUCGUGAAGGCCCACUAUGUGACGAACCUAUGCGCAACGUGAAGUUCCGGAUAAUAGAUGCGAGUCUUGCGCAGGAGCCAAUCUAUCGAGGGGGCGGACAGAUUGUGCCUACUGCUCGGCGCGUUUGCUACUCGUCAUUCCUCAUGGCUACUCCUCGAUUGAUGGAGCCGAUAUACGCGGUGGAGGUACAAGCCCCUGCAGACUGUAUCUCCGCGGUGUACACCGUUCUCGCACGACGUCGCGGUCACGUCAUUCAAGAUGUGCCAAAGGCUGGUUCGCCUCUCUACACCCUCAAGGCUGUAAUCCCUGUUAUCGAUGCGAACGGGUUUGAGACCGACCUGCGAACUGCGACGCAAGGCCAGGCAUACUGUCUGCAGACGUUCAGCCAUUGGCAGACCGUACCUGGUGAUCCCACGGACACGAGUAUCAAGCUCCGGCCACUAGAGCCGGCGUCCGGGAACGCCCUCGCACGAGACCUGGUACUGAAGACGAGAAGGCGAAAGGGUCUGGGAGACCAGAUAGCCGUGUCAAAAUACCUGGACGACGAGUUCAUCGUACCGCUUUCUGCCAUCCUCGCCGUCGCGGCCACCACCGUCUCUGCGAGCGACGAGAUCUCCUUCAAGUCUACCUCCAUCAAGGCCCCCUUCCUUGAACAGUUCACCGACGACUGGUCAGAACGUUGGACGCCUUCCGAGGCGACCAAGAAGACUCCCGUUGGCACCGAGACCUUCAGCUAUGUCGGCAAGUGGGAAGUUGAGGAGCCCCUGGAGCCCCUCAUCUCGGGUGACAAGGGCCUCGUCGCUAAGACCAAGGCUGCCCACCAUGCCAUCUCCGCCCCCUUCGCUUCUCCCAUUAAGUUCGGCGAGAAGCCCGUUGUCGUCCAGUACGAGGUCAAGUACCAGAAGGGCGGCAACUGCGGUGGUGGAUACAUCAAGCUCCUCGAGAACGGCUUCCAGACCGCGGGCAAGGAGUUCGACGACAAGACUCCUUGGACCGUCAUGUUCGGCCCUGACUUGACCUGCCCGGGCACGAAGAUCCACUUCAUCUUCCGCCACAAGAACCCCAUCAACGGCGAGUUCGAGGAGAAGCACCUCAAGCUUCCGCCCAAGCCCAGCUUCGGCAAGGCAACCAACCUCUACACGCUCCACGUCUUCCCCAACAGCACCUACGAUGUGCUCUUUAACGGCGAAAGCUACAACCUCGGUGACAUGCUCGAGGAUUUCACUCCAGCUGUCAACCCCCCUGCGGAGAUUGACGACGCCGAGGACACGAAGCCUGAGGACUGGGUUGACACCAAGCGGAUCGCUGACCCCGAGGCAGUGAAGCCUGAGGACUGGGACGAGGACGCUCCCUAUGAAAUCCCCGACGAGGAGGCUGUUAAGCCGGAGGGUUGGCUCGACGAUGAGCCCGAGUUCGUGCCCGACCCUGACGCCGAGAAACCUGAGGAGUGGGAUGACGAGGAGGAUGGUGACUGGAUCGCGCCCACUGUCCGCAACCCCAAAUGCGACGACGCCCCAGGAUGCGGCGAGUGGACACGCCCAUACAAGGCGAACCCCGCCUACCGUGGCAAGUGGUACGCCCCCAUGAUCGACAACCCCGAGUACAAGGGCGAAUGGGCUCCCCGGAAGGUCCCCAACCCUGCGUUCUUCGAGGACAAGACUCCCGUGAAGAGCCUCGUCCCCAUCGGUGGCGUCGGCAUCGAGCUUUGGACGAUGUCCGAGGACAUCCUCUUCGACAACCUCUACGUCGGUCAUUCCAUCGAGGACGCCCGCAAGCUCGCGGAGGAGACCUACUUUGUCAAGAAGGCGAUGGAGGAUGCGGCACUUGAGAAGGACAAGGUUGAGGAUGAAGACGAGGAGGCCGUUGUUGACUUCAAGUCCGACCCGGUCGAGUUCAUCCGCUCCAAGGUGUUCAAGUUCAUCGAUCUCGCCAAGGUUGACCCUGUCCUCGCGUUCAAGACCCACCCUGAGACUGGCGCCGGUCUUGCGCUUGCUGGUCUCACCCUGUUCGGUAUGCUCGGCGUCCUCCUCGGCUUUGCCGGCUCGCAGCAGGCUCCCAUCACGCAGUCCACCAAGAAGACCGACGCACCAACGGCCGACGACAAGAAGAAGACGGAGACCGCGCCCGUCGCACCUGCAGGAGGUGAGAAGAAGGACACGACUGUAAAGAAGCGGAAGUAA
This is a messenger RNA of Epithele typhae, 4521 nucleotides long. RefSeq names its product Calreticulin family-domain-containing protein. Gene Ontology annotation, biological process: mRNA splicing, via spliceosome; protein folding. The coding region runs from base 1 to 4521 and encodes 1506 amino acids. Lineage: Eukaryota; Fungi; Basidiomycota; Agaricomycetes; Polyporales; Epitheliaceae. The record is from RefSeq and is a predicted model, not a curated record. Gene Ontology annotation, cellular component: U2-type catalytic step 2 spliceosome; cytosol; endoplasmic reticulum. The transcript has 17 exons. Gene Ontology annotation, molecular function: translation elongation factor activity; GTPase activity; U5 snRNA binding.